GAUAUUUUUGAAAUUAUAUUUUAUUUAGAAUAUGUAUAGUGUAAAUAAAACUACUUAAUUACUUAUCACCUCAAUAAGCCAAACUCAGUGCAGCCAUCAUCUCAAAUAAAUAAAAUUAAUAAAUCAAUAAACUGACUUUAAAAUGAAUUAAUAAAAUAAAUUAAAAAAAACUUAAAAAUCAUGGCACACAAUAACUCCAAUAUACCAACGGAACCUGAUAUAAUUCUCUCCCCCACAGAAAAAAACAACAGAAGUUCACAAGAGAAGCCUGAUACUCUGCAAAACAGUACUAAUUUGCACAUAACAAAUAAAAACACCGUUGCAAGAAAUACAGCUAAGGUCUCAUAUGAAAAUCAGUUUUCAUAUUUACAAUUAUUCAAGUAUUCAACGACUUUUGAACGUUUUUUGCUAGCUAUUGCCAUUGUGUUCGCUUCACUUGCUUCAAUAUCUGUAUUAUAUUGUUUAGUAAUAUAUGGAGAAUUUACAUCAUUACUAAUAGAUCGUUCAGUCGGUAAUGGUUCCUCGUCCUCAACUAUUUUUUUACAAGUUUUUGGAGGCGGCACCAAAUUAACAAAUGCCACCAGAGAAGAAAACCUACAAGUCAUUAAAGAUGAUGCUUUAGCAUUUGGAAUAGCUAGCUUGAUUGGAGCGUUAUCAGAAUGGUUGCUUCUAGCUGUUGCAGUUGAUCUUUUCAAUCAUGUAGCUUUGAAACAAAUUACUAAAAUACGUAAACUCUUUUUGGAAGCUAUCCUCAGUCAAGAUAUGUCUUGGUAUGACACAAGCUCGGGAAAUAAUUUUGCAAGUAAAUUAACAGAAGAUCUGGAUAAGAUGAGAGAAGGCAUGGGAGAGAAGAUUGGCAUUUUUAUUUUUCUAAUGAUGACUUUUAUAACUGGAAUUAUCACUUCCUUCUUCUAUGGCUGGGAAAUGACUUUAGUCGUUUUAAGUUGCAGUCCUCUUCUAAUAAUCUCCAUCGUUAUGGUUACCAUAAUUCAAAGUUCUCUCACAAAAAAGGAAAUAAAAUCAUAUUCUGCUGCUGGAAGCAUAGCUGAGGAAGUGUUCUCUGGUAUUCGUACUGUAUUGGCCUUUAGUGGUGAACAAAAAGAAACUCAACGGUUUAGUAAAUUACUUAUUCCUGCUGAGAUCAUAGGACGUAAAAAGGGCCUUUAUUUCGGCAUAAGUGCAGGAAUAAUGUGGCUUAAUUUUCAUUGCUGUUACGCUCUUUCUUUAUGGUAUGGUGCAAAACUUAUACUUGCUGAACGUGAUGAAGAAGUUCACCACUACACUCCGGGUAUUUUGGUUAUUAUUGUUUUUAACAUAUUAGAAGGUUCUCGAUAUUUUGGAAUCGCUUCACAUCAUUUAGAGACUUUCAUUGCAGCCAAAGAAUCUGCACAAAAUAUUUUCUCAACUAUAAAAAGCAAAUCAUCCAUAGAUUCUCUGAAUGAGAACGGAGCAACGCCUUCAAAUAUUGUUGGAAAUAUUUCUUUUGAUAACAUUUGUUUUCGUUACCCCGCACGUCAAGAUGUGGAAAUUCUAAACAGUUUCUCAUUAGACUUUAAUGCCGGUCAAACUGUUGCAUUGGUUGGAACUUCAGGAUGUGGCAAAUCAACCAUAUUACAAUUAAUACAACGUUUUUAUGAUCCUCGAAGUGGAACAGUUCGAUUAGAUGGUAUAAAUAUAAAAGAUUUAAAUGUGGGUUGGUUACGUUCCCAAAUUGGUGUGGUUGGUCAAGAACCUGUUCUAUUUGCAACAACCAUAGAGGAGAAUAUUCGUUAUGGUAAUCUAUCCGCAAGCGUAGAAGAUAUACAGAAAGCUGCACGUAUGGCAAAUUGUCAUGAUUUUAUAAGUAAAUUACCAAAUGGUUAUGACACAUUGGUAGGAGAGAGAGGUGCUCAAUUGUCUGGUGGACAAAAACAACGUAUUGCUAUUGCACGUGCUCUUGUACGUAAUCCAAAAAUUUUACUUUUGGAUGAAGCCACUUCAGCACUUGAUUCCUCAUCUGAAAAACAAGUGCAGGAUGCUUUAGAAGUAGCUAGUAAAAAUCGAACCACAUUAAUAGUAUCACAUCGUUUAUCGACAAUUACUAAGGCCAAUCUUAUUGUAUUUAUUAAUGGUGGUGUUGUUGUCGAACAGGGAACACACGAGAAUCUGAUGAAGAGAAAAGGAUAUUACUUUCAACUUGUAAAUAUAACUAAACGAAAAGAGGAAUUAGAAUCUGGUUCAACAGAUUCUACUAUGACGCAUUUAAUUCCAGCGAAGCAAUUAAUUGCGGUAGCAGAGAACAAAAAUGAAAACACCUUGAAUGAGGAAUCUGCACCAAAUAACGUGUCGAGAGCAAAAAAGAAGUCAAAAUUGAAAACGAAACCGGUUGAAAAAUGCGAAGUCUCCUUCAAACAAAUAAUGAAACUUAAUGCACCGGAAUGGCGUUUUCUAUUGACCGGCAGUGCAGGAGCAAUUAUGCAUGGAGCUUCUCUUCCAUGUUGGGGUCUACUUUUUGGUGAAUUUUUUGGAAUUAUAUCCAAAGAGGAUUCAAAUUUUGUGCAAUCCCAAAUUCUUCAACUUUCUUAUAAGUUCAUUGUGCUUGGCAUAAUUGCGGGUCUAGGAAUAUUAAUACAAAAUUACAUGUUCAAUAUCGCGGGAGUAAAGAUGACAUCUCGUCUUCGCAAAACCGCUUUCAAAACAAUUAUUAGUCAAGAAACUGCAUACUUCGAUGAUCAAAAUAAUUCUGUGGGUGCAUUGUGUGCUCGAUUAGCAAGUGAUUGUUCAAAUAUUCAAGGUGCUACUGGAGCAAGAAUUGGAAUUAUCGUUCAAGCACUAUCAACUCUCAGUAUCAGUGUUAUUGUAUCUUUAUUUUACUCAUGGAACUUAACUUUAGUCACAAUCUUUACCAUACCUGUUGUUUGCUUGUCAAUUGUUUUUGAGUCACGUUUCAUGGAAUCAUAUGCUCUUGCUGAAAAACUUGCCAUCGAAAAUGCUUCACAAGUAGCAGUGGAAGCGAUUUCAAAUAUACGUACUGUCGCCAGUUUGGGAUUGGAAAGAAAUGUACUGAGUCGUUACAAUGAACAAAUCGAUCGUGCUGGUGCACUUUGUAGGAACAAAGUUAGAUUUCGGGGUACAUUCUUUGGUAUGGGACAAGCAUCACCAUAUUUAGCUUAUGGAGUAUCAUUGUAUUACGGAGGAUUGUUAGUUGCUAAUGAAGGCUUAAAAUAUGAAAAUGUUAUUAAAGUCUCAGAAGCGUUACUAUUCGGUUUGUGGAUUUUAGGAUAUGCUUUAGCAUAUUCACCAAACGUAAGUGCAGGUAUUCUAUCUGCAGAAAACAUAUUGAAACUAUUUAACAGAUCGCCGGCAAUACAAAUGGUAGAAAAACAAACUAUUAACGCUACUGAAAAAACAGAUGGUGAUAUUAUAUACAAAGACAUUAACUUUCAAUAUCCAACAAGAAAAGAUAUACAAAUAUUACAUAAUCUCAAUUUGGAUAUUAAACGUGGGACCACAGUAGCAUUGGUAGGAUCAUCUGGAUCUGGUAAAUCGACAUGCGUACAACUUUUACUUCGUUAUUAUGAUCCAAAUAGUGGUUCAGUCAAUAUAAAUGGUACACCAACUACAGAAUUUUCAAUGGAUACUUUGCGUUCAAGUUUAGGUCUAGUAUCACAAGAACCUGUAUUAUUCGAUAGAACAAUUGCAGAAAAUAUUGCUUAUGGAAAUAACUUCCGUGAUGAUAUUCCUAUGGCUGAAAUAAUGGAAGCUGCAAAGAAAGCGAAUAUACAUAAUUUCAUUGUUUCCUUACCUCAAGGUUAUAGUACUUCCUUAGGUAGUAAAGGUACACAAUUAUCUGGUGGUCAAAAACAACGAAUUGCCAUUGCAAGAGCUUUAUUAAGAAAUCCAAAAAUACUUAUUUUGGAUGAAGCCACAUCUGCUUUAGAUUUGGAAAGUGAAAAAAUAGUUCAGGAAGCUUUGGAUGCUGCACGCAAUGGUAGGACUUGUAUAACAAUAGCACAUCGUCUGACAACAGUACGAGAUGCAAACAUGAUAUAUGUUUUAAAUAAAGGACUGGUAAUAGAAAAAGGAACACAUGAUGAACUUAUGGCGUUGAAUGGUGUCUAUGCAAAACUUUAUGUAAUGCAACAGGUUUUAUAGUGCAUUUAUUUAUAAUGGUACACGUAAUGAAUUAAAC
Messenger RNA from Teleopsis dalmanni, 4171 nucleotides. RefSeq names its product multidrug resistance protein homolog 49-like. Gene Ontology annotation, molecular function: ATP binding; ABC-type transporter activity; ATP hydrolysis activity. Gene Ontology annotation, biological process: transmembrane transport. NCBI's taxonomy places the organism in Eukaryota, Metazoa, Arthropoda, Insecta, Diptera, Diopsidae. Gene Ontology annotation, cellular component: membrane. Bases 181 to 4134 code for a protein of 1317 amino acids. The transcript is spliced from 11 exons. The record is from RefSeq and is a predicted model, not a curated record.